Asparagus officinalis (garden asparagus) is the source of this 1627-nucleotide messenger RNA. RefSeq names its product beta-glucuronosyltransferase GlcAT14B-like. The record is from RefSeq and is a predicted model, not a curated record. The coding region runs from base 50 to 1339 and encodes 429 amino acids. Lineage: Eukaryota; Viridiplantae; Streptophyta; Magnoliopsida; Asparagales; Asparagaceae. The transcript has 4 exons. Gene Ontology annotation, molecular function: glucuronosyltransferase activity. Gene Ontology annotation, cellular component: membrane.
AUCCUCACUUAAUCCUGACAUCUCCUCCUCGCUCCUAAAAACUCCCCCCAUGAAACCGCCCCUCUCCUCUCCCCUGCAAAGACCCUCGCCCUCUCUAAUCUCGAUGGAUCGCAAAUGGAUCCUCCCAUUGUCCGUCGGCUCCUCAAUCUCUCUCCUCCUCCUCCUCCUCCUCACUUCCCUCUCCUCCCCUCUCUCCCUCCUCCCCCUCUCCCUCCUCCCCUCCUUCCUCUCCCCUUCCUUCAUCGAAUCCAAACUCUCUCCCCUCCCCUCCUCCUCUCUCCCUCCUCCCCCUCGCCUCGCCUACCUCAUCUCCGGCUCCUCCGGCGACGGAAAGCUCCUCUUCAGAACCCUCCAGGCUUUAUACCACCCUUUGAAUCAGUACGCUGUUCAUCUCGAUCUCGAGUCGCCGGAGAAUGAGAGGCGAGAUCUGAAGGAGGCUGUUGAUGCUCAUCCUGUCUUUAGGAGAGUUGGGAACGUGAGGAUGAUUACGAAGGCGAAUCUCGUUACUUACAGAGGGCCUACUAUGGUUGCGAAUACUCUUCAUGCGGCCGCGAUUUUGUUGAAGGAGGGAGGGGAUUGGGAUUGGUUUAUUAAUUUGAGUGCCUCGGAUUAUCCGCUUGUGACCCAGGAUGAUCUGUUGCACAUGUUCUCGUAUUUUCCGAGGGAUCUGAACUUUAUUGAUCAUACAAGCAACAUUGGAUGGAAAGAGUUUCAGAGGGCUAAGCCGGUGAUAAUUGAUCCAGGGCUGUACAUGUCGAAGAAGCAGGAUGUGUUCUGGAUUACUCAGCGGAGGAGUGUGCCCACUGCCUUUAAGCUCUUUACAGGUUCAGCAUGGAUGGCGCUUUCCCGUUCUUUCGUUGAUUACUGCAUAUGGGGCUGGGACAACCUUCCCCGAACCGUCCUAAUGUACUACGCCAAUUUCAUCUCCUCCCCCGAGGGCUACUUCCACACUGUCAUCUGCAACGCGAAAGAAUUUCGCAACACAACCAUCAACCACGACCUCCACUUCAUCGCAUGGGACAAUCCCCCGAAACAGCACCCUCACUAUCUCACCAUCAGUGACAUGUCGAGAAUGAUUGACAGCAACGCUCCCUUUGCCAGGAAGUUCCACAGGAAUGACCCUGUGCUGGAUAAGAUCGACGCUGAGCUCUUGUUUCGGCCUCCGGGCAUGCUGGUGCCUGGAGGAUGGUGUGUGGGGAAGGGAGAGAAUGGCAGUGAUCCUUGUUUGGUUGUCGGGAACAAAACUGCUCUUCGGCCUGGGCCUGGUGCGAUUAGGCUCGAGAGGCUUAUGACUUCGCUGUUGUCAGAGGGAAACUUCAGGCCAAGACAAUGCAAGUAGUAACCCUUGUAUUUGGGUGGAUCUGAUGUUUUUUGGGCUCUCUUUUGAGAGGGAGUGGUGAAGUCUUUUGUUGCAGAGAAGAAGCGCGCGGUAGCAGGAAGUUGGCUUGUGCAGCGCCUUUUGAUGGUAUCUGAUGGUUGAAGGGAAAGAACAAAUGGAAGAAAGUUUUGUUGAUUUUGUUGUAAAAAUUACUGGUUGUAUUGAACCACAGUGAAUUGGGAUGGAAUUUCUUUGUUACUAAAGAGUAAUUUAUAAGAGUUAUGGGUGUAGCCUCUUGAAUUUGUUGGA